Papaver somniferum (opium poppy) is the source of this 932-nucleotide messenger RNA. RefSeq names its product B3 domain-containing protein Os05g0481400-like. NCBI's taxonomy places the organism in Eukaryota, Viridiplantae, Streptophyta, Magnoliopsida, Ranunculales, Papaveraceae. The record is from RefSeq and is a predicted model, not a curated record. The coding region runs from base 168 to 932 and encodes 254 amino acids. The transcript has 8 exons. Gene Ontology annotation, molecular function: DNA binding.
CAAUCGUAUUCCUCUUCACUCUUCUUCAGUCGAAGUUGGCUCCAAAGAGACUCCAGUCGUCGAUUCAAAUUUCGAACCAAAAUCACGGUUCAACAUUUUCUUUCUUUCCAUACCUAGAAAUACAAGAAAAAUCCCCAAAUCAGGACACAAGAAAUUGAUUGAUUCUCAUGGCUCAAGGUUACUCAUAUGAAGAAGCACGGAAACAACGAUUAGAAGAUAAUAAGAGAAGAUUUCAGGAAUUGGGUGUUUUAAAGAUGGCCAACAGUCUAUCAAAUGUCAUCAGAAAGAAAAACAAGACUCCGGUGAAAAAUCAAGUGAAAACAAAGACAACUCCUAUGAACCCUGAUUUUGUGAGACACUCUUCACGUCCUCGGAAGCAAGUUACUUACACCGAAAGGCUCAAAAAUUGCAAAACAAGCAGCAUAGCAACAAGAGUUGUUACUUAUGCAAAACGAUCCGAUGCACUGAACCGUGCCAUGAGUUUUCAAAGUGGUUUGCUGUCUGGAAAUCCAUCUUUUGUUAAAUCAAUGUUACCUUCACACGUGGGUAUGCUGAGUGUACCAUUGGAAAUCCGCAAUCACCUUCCUAGGGAAACAAAAGUACUAAUUGUGUUGGAAGAUGAAGACGGUUCAGUGUAUGAGACAGACUACAGGGGAGUAUAUGGACAUCUCACUAUUGGAUGGAAAACAUUUUUUAUGGAUCAUAAAUUGGAUAAUGGAGAUGCCCUGGUGAUUGAGAUUAUUGAGCCAACAAGGCUUAAGUAUAUGUGGGAAAUUUUUAAUGAUAAUCAGACUUGUACAGGUACAUAUUACUUAAAGUGUCCAAUGACGUCGGUGAAUAUUUUUGCGUAUAAUUACAAUGAUUCUCUAUUGGAGUCUGGAAUUGAAUCGAGUACAUCUGAUGUUAAGGAAUAUGUGGCAAUAAUAGCGUAG